AUGGCCGAUUCGGACUCUAUGGAAAUAACUUUAGAUGUGGCCACCGAAGCGAACCCCAGUGAAAAUAUGGGAGAUAAUUCGGAGCAGGAGGAACAGAACAUGAGCAGAGUAACAAAGCGGCAGUCCAGUGCAUUUAGCGGCAAAGUGAUGAGUCAGCUGAUAGAAAUGCAGUGUCGCGAUGAUAUGGCAUUUCUUCAUAGCAAAAAGAUGCGUAAUCUGAUCAAAAUGCUGGAAAGUUCAUCAGCUGAUGAUUAUCAAUUUCGUGGCAACGAAAAGAUGCAUGAACUGAUGGAAAAGCAGUUCUUUUCAUCGGCUGAUGAUAUGCCAUUUUUUGAAAUAGGGUACAUAUUAUGUGUUAUAAGUUGUACGAGGCGGUUUCUGAUAAAAACGCAGAUGUUGAUAGAUUUGUUUAUGUACUGGAGCAAGUUUGUGCAGAAAAUAAAGUUGAUGUGGCCUCCAUUUUCAACCAUGUCACUCCCACAGACAAAUAUGAAAGGUGAUACUCCACUUCAUGUUGCUGCCAGAGCUAAGAAUCUUCUCGCGAUUAAGAACAUUCUCGACUUGGAUAAACAUUUCAUGACAUCUGAGGAGGUGGAAUCUAUAGAUAAAAUGCAGUUUAUUAUGUUACGCAACAAGUAUGGGAGGACAGCUUUGCACGAAGCUGUUUUGAAUAAGGAUUAUUCUAUGGUUCUGUUCCUUUUAGUUGCACACAAGCGAAGUGACCUGGCCACCUAUUGGACUUGGAACUAUUAUUAUGGUUGUAAAUCACCAAUGUAUUUAGCAGUUCUGGUAAGGGCUGAUGAUAUUCUUUAUCUUCUCUUGAGGUUAAUUCCAAUCCCCUCGGGCAAGCCUAUUUCAAAUGGCGACUCUCCUCUACAUGCUGCUUUAUCAGAACGAAAUAAGGACCUAUUGAAGAUGAUCGUUGAUACAGAGAAAGAGCUAUUGUAUCAAAGAGGUGAGAACAACAACACUCCCCUUUAUUAUGCAGCAUACGCUGGUUACAUGGAAGGAGUUUGUAUAAUGUUAGAAACAUCUUCCAUGAUUGCUUUUCAACGAAACUCAAAUGGCAAUCUUCCAAUUCAUCUCGCCUGUGAAAAGGGCAAUGUUAAAGUGGUCAAAAAGUUGCUUGAAAUGGAUUGGUCCAAUGCUGGAGUUUUCUUGAAUAAGGAAGGUUUCACAGCUCGAGAUGUUGUUCGGAUGAAGAGUAAGCAUCCAACGACACGUAGUAGAGAGUACCUAGCAAAUGCAAUUUUAGAUUGUGCUGAUGUGGGCCUGAAGGCAAAUAUGCUGGGCGUGCCGCACAAUACAUACACCAACGAGUGGAAUGUGAAGGAUGCAGCCAAUUCACUCGCACUUAUGGCCGUACUAAUAGCCACAGUGACAUUUACGGCUGGUUUCACGGUACCGGGUGGGUUCUACUCAUCAGAUGGCCCGAUCACAAAGCAAAGAGGCUUAGCACUUUUGGCUGAUCAAACACUAUUCAGGAUAUUCAUGGUUUUUAACACUAUUGCUAUGUAUAGCUCCACCAUUGGUUCUGUCAUUCUUCUAUGGGUCCCACUUGGAGAUUUUCGUUUUGCAAGAAUAGCAUAUGAACAUGCCAAGUUCUUUGUUGAUGUGGCCCUUGUAGCAAUGCCCAUUGCGUUUCUAGCAGCUAUACGCUUGAUUGUGAGCAAUAACACUUUGCUUGCAGUUGUCACAAGUGUCAUUGGAUUCAUCUCCAUUUUCUUCAUCAUAUUUAUUCGUAUGUUAGGAUUGUUGUCACUUAGAAUUCGUGAUCCCAAAUUUCGUCCUAUUUCAGGCUUAGUUAUUAGGAUCAUUAUUGUUAUAUUAUAA
Molecule: messenger RNA, 1833 nt
Organism: Neltuma alba
Lineage: Eukaryota; Viridiplantae; Streptophyta; Magnoliopsida; Fabales; Fabaceae
Product: protein ACCELERATED CELL DEATH 6
Exons: 5
Coding region: 1-1833 (610 amino acids)
Cellular component (GO): plasma membrane
Molecular function (GO): protein binding
Source: RefSeq, a predicted model, not a curated record